Olea europaea var. sylvestris is the source of this 1293-nucleotide messenger RNA. Its product is annotated as inositol-tetrakisphosphate 1-kinase 1-like. Gene Ontology annotation, molecular function: inositol-1,3,4-trisphosphate 6-kinase activity; magnesium ion binding; inositol-3,4,5,6-tetrakisphosphate 1-kinase activity. Bases 174 to 1151 code for a protein of 325 amino acids. Gene Ontology annotation, biological process: inositol trisphosphate metabolic process. The transcript has a single exon. Lineage: Eukaryota; Viridiplantae; Streptophyta; Magnoliopsida; Lamiales; Oleaceae. Gene Ontology annotation, cellular component: cytoplasm. The record is from RefSeq and is a predicted model, not a curated record.
CACAACAGAUAAGGUGGGGAAUCCAUCUCUAAGGUUUCUUGGGAAAUGAAUUUCCAGCCGGCGCUCCUUAAACAUGCCGCGUCUGUAUUUUUCUUCCUAAAUCCUGAUUUAAACCCUAUCUCAGGAAUUUUUGUAUCCAGAUAUCUCUAGCUUCCUCAAAUUUCUAUCUAUCAAUGGCCGAACAAAAUGUAACAAGGUAUCGCAUAGGCUACGCAUUGGAACCAAAGAAAGUGCAGAGUUUCAUUCAAUCCUCGCUUAUUAUUCACGCUAAGAACCGAGGCAUUGAUCUGGUUCCAAUCGAUCUCAGCAAACCCUUAAUCGAUCAAGGUCCAUUCCAUUGCAUCAUCCACAAAUUGUACGGCCCAGAGUGGAGAGAACAAUUGGAAGAAUUCUCUUCCCGAAACCCCGAUGUUAUCAUCGUCGAUCCUCUUGACUUCAUCGACCGGCUUCACAAUCGGAUUUCCAUGCUCCAAGUUGUAAACGAGCUAAAGAUCUGUCAACAAACUGAAAUUUUGUUCGGGAUUCCGAAGCAAGUUUUUGUUGAAAAUCCUGCAUCCUUUUAUGAAUGCAUUGAAACAGAGGGGCUGGAGUUUCCUGUAAUCGCGAAGCCGUUGGUUGCGAAUGGGAGCGCCAAUUCUCAUCAAAUGGCCCUAGUUUUUAAUAAGGAGGGUUUGAAAGGGUUAAAUCCCCCAAUUAUACUUCAGGAGUUUGUGAACCAUGGAGGAGUGAUUUACAAAGUUUAUGUGGCUGGAGAGCAUGUGAAAUUUGUGAAACGGAAGUCCUUGCCUGAUAUUUCGGAGGAGACACUGGGUACUUCGGAGAAUUUGUUGUCAUUCUCGCAGAUAUCGAAUCUGACAGCUCAAGAUCAGAGUGAUGAGAGAGUUGCUAGGCUGAUUGAGGAGGCUAAGAUGCCACCACUGAGUUUUUUGACUGAAGUAGCUAAUGGGUUGAAGAGCGCUUUAAAAUUACACCUUUUUAACUUUGAUGUUAUAAGGGACAGUAGGGUUGGCAAUCGAUAUCUUGUGAUUGAUAUUAAUUACUUCCCAGGGUAUGCAAAGCUGUCCUCAUAUGAGACUAUUUUGACAGAUUUCUUUCUUGAUAUUGUGCAAAGGAAGCAGAGGGUGAACUCGGAUGACGAUUUAUCAGCAUAGGUGUUUUGGAGGCAAAGUGAAACCUUUUCCUUGUUGUAGUGAUGAUAAAAAAUGACAUUGCUUUUGGAUUCAUCUCAGUGUAUGACGGGCUUAAAGCAUUUGAAGUAUAUAAUCGAUGAUUGAUGCUACGAGUCUUGAACGA